UUUUAUUAUCAAUUGGAUUGGUAUUUCCGUGCAUAUCGUUCUCGAAAAGAUAACAAACAAUAUUUACAAUCGGAAACAAAGCUAUGACUUCAAACUGUCGUUAUAGCGAUGUUCAACAGCUGAACCAAUAAUUUGACGCCCCAUUAUUGAAGAAACAACACAAAACCACCAAUGGCGGAGACUCUCAGCCCGCUGUCGCCCAGCACGAACCGCGGGCCCCGCGGGUUCAUGGGCUCGCUGCGCGCGCGGCUCGGGCGCACCCCUGCCACAAGAUCUGCCGGAGAAGGAUAUGUGGAAUUCGGAGAGUUCCGGUCGGAGCGGCCCGGCAUCAAGAAGGUCGGGACCUUCGCUGGGGUCUUCUGCCCCGUCGUGUUGUCCAUGUUCAGUGCUCUGGUCUUCAUCAGAAUGGGGUACCUGGUCGGCAACGCGGGUCUCCUGGUGACCUUGGCGCAGUUCCUACUAGCCUACCUGAUCGUGGUGUUCACCGUCACGUCCAUAUGCGCCAUCUCCACCAACGGCGCCGUGGAGGGGGGAGGGGUCUACUUUAUGAUAAGUCGAACGUUAGGACCAGAAUUCGGAGGCGCCAUUGGAACUCUAUUCUUCUUCGCUAACGUGGUCUCUAGCGCCCUCUGUAUCUCUGCUUGCACUGAAGCGCUGGUGGAGAACUUUGGACCCCAUGGAUACCUGAUCUCUGACAACCAGCCCGCGCUACCUGACGGCGACUGGUACCGGUUCCUGUACCGGUCAAUCCUCAACGCCAUAGGGCUGUGCGUCUCGCUCGCCGGGGCGUCGCUCUUCGCACGCACCAGUCUGGCGAUAUGGCUGACCAUGGUCGUGUGUUUGGGGAGCGCUAUGCUGAGUUUCUUCAUAACGGCUCCAGCACUGAUCGAGCGCCCCGAGUCCAACACACUAACCAACGUGACGUACUUCAACUACACCGGUCUCAGCAGCGCCACUCUACUGUCCAACUUGUACCCGAAAUACGGACGGGAUUACUCCACCACGGACGGGGGGUUUGCUGACUUCGCUUCCGUGUUCGGUGUGCUGUUUACUGGAGUUACUGGGGUUAUGGCCGGGGCUAACAUGAGUGGUGAGCUGAAGAACCCGGCCAGCAGCAUCCCCCGCGGGACCCUGGCGGCGCUGCUGUUCACGGCGCUGUCGUACGCCGCGCUGUCGGUGCUGACGGCCGCCACGUGCAGCCGCGAGCUGCUGCAGAACAACUACGUGUAUCUGCUGCCCGCCAACAUCUGGCCGCCGUUCAUCGCUGUCGGUAUGUUGAUGGCGACAUUUUCCGCUGGCUUGUCUAACCUGAUCGGAGCGUCGCGAGUAUUGGAAGCGCUCGCUAAGGACAAUAUUUAUGGUUUCCUCCUCCGCCCCAUGGUGUCCCACUCAGGGAACCCCGUGCUCGCCGUCAUAGCGUCCUGGCUGCUAGUCCAAAUAGCCAUAGUGACCGGCUCACUCAACGCCAUAGCCCAGAUCAACUCCGUGUUAUUCAUGACUAGCUACUUCGCUAUUAACUUGGCGUGUUUGGGACUGGAUUUAGCUGGUGCUCCUAACUUCAGGCCGUCUUUCAAGCACUUCUCGUGGCACACGUGCCUGGCCGGUCUACUGGGCUGCGCGGGAGUAAUGUUCGCGUUACGGCCCGCGCACGCCAGCGGCGCCGCCCUGGCGUGCGCGGCGCUGGUGUUGACGCUACAUGCACUGUCGCCUGCCGCGGCGUCGCCUGCUUGGGGCAGUCUUAGUCAAGCGCUUAUAUUUCACCAGGUCCGCAAGUACCUGCUGCUGCUGGACCCGCGGCGCGAGCACGUCAAGUUCUGGCGGCCGCAGAUGCUGCUACUGAUCGCCUCGCCGAGGCAGCAGGCGCCGCUCAUAGACUUCGUUAAUGACCAGAAAAAGGGCGGUUUGUUCGUGUUGGGACACGUUCGGGUUGGAGAGCUGGAUGGCAGCGGCGAUCCUCUGGCAGAAGAACACAAAUACUGGCUCCAGCUCAUUGAUCACCUCAAGGUAAAAGCAUUCGUAGAGCUGUGCCUAGCGCCCUCUGUACGCAGCGGAGCGGCGCAACUGACUCGCCUCGCCGGACUCGGAGCCAUGAAGCCAGACACAGUGCUACUAGGGUUCAGAGACCAGGCGCCUCCGAGGGACUUCUUCCGGGACCCCAACUCCCCCUACAAAACAGAGCAGUUCGACACGGAAACCGGGGACGUAUUUCCCCUCCGCGGCGCUGACUCAAAACUCAGCGCUCACGAAUACGUGAGGGUCGUCGCUGACGUGCUCAGCGUCAACAAGAACGUGGGGCUGUGCAGGCAUUUCCACAAGCUGGACAUGGCGGCUGUCGAACGGAAGUCAGCAGCGCUGAAAUACAUUGACGUAUGGCUGGUAGAGCCUCUAGCAGCGCACGGGUGCUUCACAGUGCGGGCAUUGUUCGCGCUGCAACUCAGCGCCGUUGUCCGCUCAGCGCGUGGUUGGAGGCACUUGCAGUUAAGAGUUUUUACCAAACCGGAGCCUGAACAAGGUGUAUUAGAAGCUGGUAGGACGUUACCAGUAAGCGAAGACGCGUCUCUGGACCCCAGUAUAGUGAACCUAGCACCAGGCAGACCGGUGCAGGAGAGACUCCAGCAUCUCCUGCGACUGCUGCGUAUUAACGCCACGGCGCAUGUGAUAUCGGAGUGGCCGGCGCCGGACGAGACGAGCCGGUGGAUGUCCGACAACUCGGACCACUCCAUAUACCAAAGAGUGCCACUUACUCACCUGCAGAAGGUGAACAGUAUAAUCAGGAGUCGAAGCGGCAGUGAGACGGCAGUGACUUUCCUUCAACUGCCCGAGCCGCCGCGGCUCACCGCCGAGCUGAGUGACGCCGACAAAACCAUCUGCGGACAAUAUCUACAGGUUCUAGACGAAUUCACUAAAGAGCUCUCCCCAACGAUACUGGUGCGAGGACUGAAGCCGGUCACCUCCACGGCUCUGUAAAUAUAGGAAAUAAGUUAUAUAAUAUAU
Messenger RNA from Cydia fagiglandana, 2994 nucleotides. RefSeq names its product solute carrier family 12 member 9. Lineage: Eukaryota; Metazoa; Arthropoda; Insecta; Lepidoptera; Tortricidae. The transcript is spliced from 20 exons. Gene Ontology annotation, cellular component: membrane. Bases 172 to 2967 code for a protein of 931 amino acids. The record is from RefSeq and is a predicted model, not a curated record. Gene Ontology annotation, biological process: chloride ion homeostasis; chloride transmembrane transport; cell volume homeostasis. Gene Ontology annotation, molecular function: potassium:chloride symporter activity.